Molecule: messenger RNA, 1534 nt
Organism: Rhizopus microsporus ATCC 52813
Lineage: Eukaryota; Fungi; Mucoromycota; Mucoromycetes; Mucorales; Rhizopodaceae
Exons: 1
Coding region: 32-1534 (500 amino acids)
Molecular function (GO): protein binding
Source: RefSeq, a predicted model, not a curated record
UUGUAUUCGAGUAUACAAGUAUGCCAAAGGGAUGGUACUUCGUCCCCUCUUAUGUUCUAGAAAUCUACUUUUUUUAUACCAAAGGAUUUUAACCAACCACACCUGCUUACAACGCCCAUACUCUACACUAUUAAACACCUCAUUUAAAAAAUCACUCUUGGAAUACUCAUUGACAAAAGAUAUCAAUGCACUCAUCAAACAGUUACCUACACAUGGACCAGAAUCUACAUCGGCAUAUUUAUAUAAUGCUGCAUUAAAUAAAUGUGUAAAGAUUCGACAGUUUGAUCACAUGGACCAGAUUAUGACAUUGAUGAAAGAAAGAGGAGUACAAAUGGAUAGAGCAACAUACAACAUUUUAUUACGAAUCGAAUUAGAGCAGCCAAACAUUACACAAGAAGAUAUGUUCAAACUGUAUCAAAAGAUGAUAUCUCAGUCCAUUCGUCCGAGCAUCGUCACAUUCAACACGUUUAUAAAGUACACCUGUCAACACAAACAUUGGGAAGCGCUUCCACAGUGGCUAAGCCUGAUGGAAGAACACGGUCUGAAGCCAAAUAGAAUUACUGCACAAACGAUAUUUAAAUGUCUUGUUCUAAAUAUGAACGAUCCAUUUUUAUCAGAAGCGUUUGAUAAAGUAUCAUCUGCCGUGCCAGAAGCGAGUUAUGAGAAGGAAUCAUUUUGGAAUGCGGCUAUUGUUGCACUAGUCAAGGACAAUAAGGCGGAUAUGGCAUUAGAUAUACUCAAUAUGAUAUUUAGUAAAGAAAAGCCGCAGACGACUGAUACUUACAACACCAUGAUCUUGACGCUUUGUCGUCAAGGUAACCUAGAAAGCGCGCAUCAAUUGUUGGACUCGAUGAUACACAAUAACAAGAUACCCAACCCUGACAUCAUCACAUUUACUACUCUGAUUCAUGCCAUUGUUAAACAAGGAGGAGAUGAAGUAAAGCAAUUGGAUGACAUUGUGAAAUUAUAUAAAAAACUACAAGAACAAGGCUUACGAUCAAACAAUGUAUUAAAUUCAGUCCUGCUAGCCUAUUUUGUAAAGAACCAACACUUGCAUAAUCAAAAGACAGUAGAGAAGAUGUAUAGGCUUGUCUUGAGCAAUAGAGAUGAAGCAAGAAUUCAAAGCCAACCUGGUGAUGUUGAACUUGUCGAAAUGUACAUCUAUAACAUGCUGAUUGAUUUCUACUUCUCUCGUUCUCGUUUGAAAAAGUCAGGGCGUAUUCCUGAACAGCCAUUUGUAUUACUGAAGCAUGCUAUGAACCAAAGAAAGCUAAAGCCGACUACUUCUACCAUGAACAUAUUCGUGCGAGGCUUGGCUAUAUAUCAUAAUGAUCUGAAAGCAGCAGAGACAACAGUGAAUCUUUUAAUGGCAAAAGGUGUGUCCUGGAAUGAGAGGACGAUAUGGUUACUGGCAAAAGCAGCAUUUCAACAAGGCAAAAAAGAUAGAGCGUAUCAUUGGAUUCAGACAUAUGAAAAAGAAAAUGUCAUCAAAGGAGAUGGCUUACUAUAUCUCAAAAACCUGUACAAAUUGUAA